UUUAACGCCCAUUAAAGCAAUAUUUAUAUUAACAGAGCGCAAAGCUCAAAUUACACACACACAUAAGCAAUGGCCGCGAAUGAUUCCGGCGUAGAGACGAGCAAUGAUAGCAACGAUGGAGUCAGUAAUGUUAGUGUUAAUAUUGGAGUCGGAUUAUCGGUAGGUAUUGGAGGUGGCAUAACAAAAAUCAUAGAUAUUACACCACCACCGGCCAUAAUGCCUCCCACUCCAACGUCCUCACCCAACACGCAUGAGUGGCCAAAUUUCAGUCCGAAUGCAUUCCAACUGAAUCGCGGCGAACAUUUUGCGCUACCACAUUUGCCGCCAUUACCCCUCAAUUCUGAUUAUUUGCUCCAUCCGAGUAACCUGCCGUCAGGAAGUCAUCUGUCUCAAUUUAAGAUGCGCCUCCGCACGCGUAGCAAGCAACGCUUACGUUCAAACUAUAACAAUAUCUUGGCUGAGUCAAAUGGGCGCAAAUUGCGCACGGCCGCUACCACCUGCAAUAUCGAAUUGUUAACACGCGUCUUAGAAUCUGGAGCGGAUCCUAAUGCGGCUGAUGAAUAUAAACGGAGUCCACUGCAUUUGGCUGCUUGUCGAGGUUACAUACAAAUCGUCCAACAGUUGCUGAAGUUCGGCGCCAAUCCUAAUGUUGUGGAUUCGCUUGGCAAUACUCCACUCCAUCUUGCCGUAAUUUCAGCCAGCUCUAAUAACUUUAAUGUUGUGGUACGCGUACUUCUACAAGGUGGAGCAAGUGUGCAUAUGUAUGAUCGCAGUGGUAAAACUCCUCUUGAAUUAGCCGAGGCCAAAUUACGUCUGUUGCGCACACGCUACGACCGUCCCACUCCCGAGUCAGCGAAAAUUUUAGAAGAUAUGUGCAUGCUGACAACGCUUAUUUUACGCUAUAUGGUAAAACAACAACGUGAGCUAGAAGAUCUAUCUGCGCUUGAACAACGUCUGCAGAACCUGAGUACCAGUGACGACCAAGAUCAGGUUGUUUCUCAGACAGCGGAUGAAUUACUGGCAAGUGUCGAACGUUUAUCAAUCAAUAAAUAAAUAUAAUUCAACAAGUGAUGAUGGCUCAAUAAAAAAACAGCAAAAUCCCAUUAA
This is a messenger RNA of Bactrocera latifrons, 1107 nucleotides long. Its product is annotated as ankyrin repeat domain-containing protein 54. The record is from RefSeq and is a predicted model, not a curated record. The coding region runs from base 70 to 1053 and encodes 327 amino acids. The transcript has a single exon. Lineage: Eukaryota; Metazoa; Arthropoda; Insecta; Diptera; Tephritidae. Gene Ontology annotation, molecular function: protein binding.